GACAUAAGGUACCGUGGGUAGGUGGCUGAAAGUAGAAAAGCUGGAGGGUGGGAGCUUUAGGUCCCCAGGUACCCAAACCCCCGAUCACAGCAGAGCCCUGCCCACUCCCCGCAGGGCGAUCGGAAGCCCGGCGUCCUUGGUCCCACGGCCGCCCUCGGUUGGCCGGUUCCUGCCCAGUCUCCACCCAGUCCUAGGCCCGGAUCAAAUCUCGGUGCCUCCGCCCAGUUUACCCCACAGCAGCCCACUCGCCUCACUGCAUGCCUGGGGCCAUCCCCUCCGCGCGGGGUGCGCCCUGGUCCACCUCCCAGUGAGCCCACCUCUCCUAUUUCGGGGAUCCAGCCGCGGGCUGGAGUGGGGUCCCGCUCCGCUUGGGAACCGAGGGGCCUCCUGCAGUGAUGCCAGCUCCCCGAGGGCGCCAGGCUCCUAGUUCUGGUUCUGCCGGCUGCCCGCUGUGACUUUAGCCCAGCGUCUUCCCUCCGUGCGCCUGUUUACCUGACUGACCUGGUUGGUGCUCCUUUCUACGACUUAGAGUCGGAGCGGCUCAGCUCGCCUCAAUUUGCUGACCAGCACAAAACAGCUCAAACUCAUCACUCUGCUGACGGCGGGCUUUUAGCAAAGAGAAAAGAAGAAAUUGGGGCCAGAGAGAGAGAAGAGAGGAGAAUCAGAUCCCAGGCGUUUGGGGAGAAGGAGCUGUAAGGAGCAGCACCCCCUCCACCGUAGCCCUUAUCAGGUGGGAACAGCAGGCUGAGAAGAGCCAGAGCCCACAGGCCUCCUGGGAGAACAGCUCUGAACAGGGGAUGUGGUGGUGAGGCAGAAUCUGCAGACCCGGCCGGAAGGGGGCUGUCAGGGCCAUGGCCCAGGUCAGCAUCAACAGUGACCUUGGCGAGUGGGGCUUCAGCACGGAUGCUGGGGAGCGGGCCCGUCUGCUGCAGAGUCCCUGUGUGGACUCGGACCCGAAGAGUGAGGGGGAGGCCUCUCCUGAAAGUCUGAGCAGAGGCACCACGUCCUCGUUUGGGGCCAUCUUCAUUGUAGUCAACGCCUGCCUGGGGGCGGGACUGCUCAACUUCCCAGCAGCCUUCAGCACCGCCGGGGGCGUGGCCGCGGGCGUCACCCUGCAGAUGGGCAUGCUGGUUUUCAUCAUCAGCGGCCUCGUCAUCCUCGCCUACUGCUCCCAGGCCAGCAACGAGCGGACCUAUCAGGAGGUGGUGUGGGCUGUGUGUGGCAAGCUGACGGGCGUGCUGUGCGAGGUGUCCAUUGCCAUCUACACCUUCGGCACCUGCAUCGCCUUCCUCAUCAUCAUUGGGGACCAGCAGGACAAAAUUAUAGCUGUGUUGGCAAAGGAGCCUGAGGGGGCCGGUGGCAGCCCCUGGUACACGGACCGCAAGUUUACCAUCAGCCUCACCGCCUUCCUCUUCAUCCUGCCCCUCUCCAUCCCCAGGGAGAUCGGCUUCCAGAAGUAUGCCAGCUUCCUGAGCGUCGUGGGCACCUGGUACGUCACUGCCAUCGUUAUCAUCAAGUACAUCUGGCCGGAUAAGGAGAUGACCCCGGGGGACAUCCUGACCAGGCCAGCUUCCUGGAUGGCCGUGUUCAAUGCCAUGCCCACCAUCUGCUUUGGAUUUCAGUGCCACGUGAGCAGCGUGCCCAUCUUCAACAGCAUGCGGCAGCCCGAGGUGAAGACCUGGGGCGGGGUGGUGACGGCCGCCAUGGUCAUAGCCCUCGCCGUGUACAUGGGCACAGGCAUCUGUGGCUUCCUGACCUUUGGAGCGUCUGUGGACCCCGACGUGCUCCUGUCCUACCCCUCCAACGACGUGGCCGUGGCCGUGGCGCGCGCCUUCAUCAUCCUGAGCGUGCUCACCUCCUACUCCAUCCUGCACUUCUGUGGCCGGUGAGCCCCUGCCCACGGGGGUGCGCCCUCGGGGCCCCUGAUAACCCUUUAUCCCGGGGUCCUUUGACCUUGUAUGGACCCUGUUUGUAGAAGGAGAAACUGAAGCCCACGGGGAAAAGUCAGUGCCUACCCCCAGCCGG
Myotis brandtii (Brandt's bat) is the source of this 2025-nucleotide messenger RNA. It is a transcript of the gene SLC38A7, whose product is annotated as solute carrier family 38, member 7. The transcript has 8 exons. Gene Ontology annotation, biological process: amino acid transmembrane transport. Gene Ontology annotation, molecular function: L-glutamate transmembrane transporter activity; L-serine transmembrane transporter activity; L-asparagine transmembrane transporter activity. The record is from RefSeq and is a predicted model, not a curated record. Lineage: Eukaryota; Metazoa; Chordata; Mammalia; Chiroptera; Vespertilionidae. Bases 852 to 1889 code for a protein of 345 amino acids.